Messenger RNA from Daktulosphaira vitifoliae (grape phylloxera), 1047 nucleotides. Its product is annotated as zinc finger BED domain-containing protein 4-like. The transcript has 3 exons. The coding region runs from base 1 to 1047 and encodes 348 amino acids. NCBI's taxonomy places the organism in Eukaryota, Metazoa, Arthropoda, Insecta, Hemiptera, Phylloxeridae. The record is from RefSeq and is a predicted model, not a curated record.
AUGCCUCAGAUGUAUAAGAUGGUUAUAGAAAAAGUUAAAGAGCAAUUAAAAAAUGUUACUGCUGUAUGUUUAACUACUGAUGGAUGGACUUCUCGUAAUAACCAAAGUUUUAUUGCUGUAACAGCACAUUUUUUAAAUCCUGAAAAUGAUUCAGAGCUGUCCGCUUAUUUAUUGGGAUGUACUAGUUUUCCUGAAAGUCACACAGCUGACAAUUUAGCCUUGUUUUUAAAAAAUACAGUAUCUGAGUGGGGAUUAAAUGAUAGAGUAACAGCUGUAGUGACAGAUAAUGCGUCUAAUAUGAAAUUAGCUAUAGAUAAAUGUGACUGGAGACGAAUAUCCUGUUUUGCCCAUUCAGUGAAUUUAGUGGUUCAAAAUAGUUUAGAGAUCAUUGAACCAGUAAUAACUAAAAUUAAAAAUAUUGUUUCAUAUUUUAAGAGGAGUUCUCACGCUUUAGCAAAGUUGGAAGAGUACCAAAAACAAACAGGAAGUCCUAUUUUAAAGUUAAAACAAGAUUGUCCAACACGUUGGAAUUCUUGUUAUGAUAUGCUAGAAAGAGUAUUAAAGCUUAGAGAGCCAAUAACUGCAACUUUAGCUAUUUUAAAUAGUAAUCACUUGAAUUCCCUAAAUUCUUAUGAUUGGGAAUAUACUGCUAACUUUGUGGAUGAAAUAAGUUUGCCAAAAGAGGUACAUGAUAUGGCUGAAAUUUUAAAAAAAAAACUAUUAAUUCGAUUUGGAUCCAUUGAAGAUAAUAUUUUAAUUGGUCAAGCUAUUCUUCUUGAUCCCAGACAAUUGAAAAACAAAAUAUCAACCAUUACAACUGAAAAUGAAUUACCCAAUUCUUACGAAUUAAUAUCAGCCGAACCAAUUUCUUCUACAUCAUCUGCAGUUUGGGGAGAUUUUGAUAAAACUGUUAAUCAUAUAACUGGUAGUAAUAAUUCAACAGCAGCGUCAAUAAUAGAGAUGGAUAAAUAUUUAAACGAACCAUUAAUAAACCGUCAUGAGAAUCCAUUAUUCAUGAAUAAUAUUCACAAUAAAAUGGUUUUAUAA